AUGUCCUCGGGAUACGGACCGAUCGAAGAUGAGGUUUCUGAAAGAGGUUGCUGUUACAGAUGUGCGCACAGUAAAGCAUGUGAUCCUCAUAGCCGUUUGCAUCGCUACUUGAUGUUGUUCUUUCUAUGCUUCAUGUCGUUUGGAAGUUACUUCUGUUACGACAACCCUGCGGCAAUGCAAGAUAUAUUCCUGAAGGAUGUGCACCUAACAGUCUCUCAGUUCAUGAAUCUCUACGCGUUCUACUCUUGGCCGAACGUAGUUAUAAGCCUCCUGGGCGGUUUCCUUAUCGACAGAGUUUUUGGCGUUCGUUGGGGUGGCAUUAUUUUCUCUCUGGUUAUAUUCGGUGGCCAAUUACUUUUUGGAAUUGCUGUCAUGUUUUCGAGCGUUCCGCUCAUGUACUUUGCAAGAUUCAUCUUCGGUAUUGGCGGUGAGUCGCUUUCAGUUGCCCAAAACACUUAUGCAACCGUAUGGUUCAAACCAAAUGAGCUCAACUUUGUAUUCGGUUUGACCAUAAGCAUGGCGAGGAUCGGCUCCACAGUAAACAUGAAUGUAAUGCAACCACUGUUUUUCCAAGUGGGACGAUCUUUUAACAUAACAGGCCAAGUGCAAGUCGGAACAAGUCUUCUGAUAGCUUCCGUAACAUGUCUUCUGUCGGCCUUUUGUGCCGUUAUGCUGGCUUACUUCUUCAAGAGGUAUGUAUUCUUGUGUCUUUUUAAUCUGCGGUUUCAGAAUUUUAACAUCUUGAUGCAACGCUUUUUGUGUUUUAAGUUUCAGGCUAUACAAGAGAGCUCCCUGGAUGCGAGUACGUCUGCCUCCGGUACUGUCUGCCAAAAACCACCAAAUGACUUGCUUGAGAAUGAUGUGGACGAGUCAUCUCCGCUUCUGCCCUCGUCUCCCACAUCAACAGUGCCACAGCAAGAAGAAACCAUCCGGCUAAUUGACAUCUGCCAUUUUCCACUGGCCAUCUGGCUCAUCUGCAUAAUUUGCGUCUCCUACUACGUCACCGUCUUUCCCUUCGUCAGUCUUGGAUUAGUAUUCUUCGAAAGUGCGUUAGCAGUUUGA
This is a messenger RNA of Dibothriocephalus latus, 1062 nucleotides long. NCBI's taxonomy places the organism in Eukaryota, Metazoa, Platyhelminthes, Cestoda, Diphyllobothriidea, Diphyllobothriidae. The record is from the annotation of a GenBank genome assembly.